AUGAAGGCCAUUUUGUCGUCUGAUAGCAUGGACAUCCCCGACGGCGUGAAGAUCAAGGUGAACGCCAAGGUGAUCGAUGUUGAGGGCCCGAGGGGUAAGCUCUCUCGCAACUUCAAGCAUUUGAACCUCGAUUUCCAGCUGAUAAAGGACGAAGCCACCGGAAAGCAGAAGUUGAAGGUCGACGCCUGGUUCAGUAGCCGGAAAACCACCGCCGCCAUCCGCACAGCCCUCAGCCACGUCACCAAUCUCAUCAACGGUGUUACAAAGGGAUACCGUUACAAGAUGCGUUUUGUCUAUGCCCACUUUCCGAUCAAUGCGUCCAUCACCAACAACGGCACCGCCAUUGAGAUCCGUAACUUCCUUGGCGAGAAGAAGGUAUUCGAGAAUUCUAGUUUGUUGUUUAUCUUUGUGCAUUUCGUACUGGGAUGA
Molecule: messenger RNA, 429 nt
Organism: Striga hermonthica
Lineage: Eukaryota; Viridiplantae; Streptophyta; Magnoliopsida; Lamiales; Orobanchaceae
Source: the annotation of a GenBank genome assembly